CCUAAACUUAACAUCUUCAAAAUAGUUAAAAGAAAGAAAUAUAAGUUAACAUGGUAGAAGGGUAUGAGUUAUGGACUGUGAUAAUUUCACUCAUAGUGGUGAAGCUAUUUCAUGGGAUCUAUCAAUGGAGCUAUCCAAAGUGUAAUGGAAAACUUCCUCCAGGGUCAAUGGGUUUUCCAAUCAUCGGAGAGACAUUUGAGUUCAUGAAAUCUCAUGAUGCUUUCCAACUUCCAGAAUUCGUAAAGAAGAAAAUCCUCAGACAUGGGCCAUUUUUUCGGACAAGCUUAUUUGGAGUCAAAGUUAUAGUCUCGACUGAUAUUGGAUUGAACAUGGAGAUAGCAAAGACAAACCAUGUUCCUGGUGUGCCCAAGAGCUUAGCAAGGCUAUUCGGGGAAAACAACUUGUUUGUACAGAGUAAGGAGUCCCAUAAACAUCUCCGUGGCUUGACAAUGCAGUUUUUAGGUUCACAAUGUUUGAAAUUGAGAAUUAUGCAAGACAUCGAUCUCUUGGCUCGUACACACAUGGAGAUAGGAGCUAGGAACGGCGUUCUUGACGUCAAAGAAACAUCAAGCAAGAUCUUAAUCGAAUGCCUUGCGAAGAAAGUUAUGGGAGAAAUGGAACCAAAGGCAGCAAAAGAACUCGCACUAAUAUGGAGACAUUUUCCAAAGGGGUGGUUUCGAUUCUCGUGGAACAUUCCUGGGACUGGUGUCUAUCAAAUGAUGAAGGCAAGAAAGCAAAUGAUGAAUAUACUAAAGGAGACGGUGUUGAAGAAAAGAGCAUCAGGAGAAGAGUUUGGGGAGUUUUUCAAAAUGAUAUUUGGGGAAAUGGAACGAGGAGGAGAAACGAUGAGCUUAGAGAAUGUGAUCGAGUACAUAUUCACUUUGUUUUUGGUUGCUAACGAGACAACGCCAAGCGUCCUUGUGGCUACGUUGAAGCUCAUAAGCGAUAACCCUAAAGUCAUGCAAGAACUGAAGAGAGAGCAUGAGCGAAUUGUCCGUGAGAAGGAGAAGGAGGCUGACCUAACAUGGGAAGACUACAAAUCAAUGACUUUCACCCAAAUGGUGAUAAAUGAGUCUCUAAGGAUCACAAGCACGGUGCCUACAGUGCUAAGAAUGAUUGAACAUGACUUCAAAGUUGGUGAUUACACAAUUCCAGCUGGUUGGAUCUUCAUGGGCUAUCCUAAUGUUCAUUUCAAUCCUGAAAAGUACGAAGACCCAUUAGCAUUUAAUCCAUGGCGUUGGAAGGAAAAAGACAUGACUGCGAUCCUUUCUAAGACUUACAUGCCCUUUGGUGCUGGUACUAGACUAUGUUUAGGAGCUGAGUUCGCUAAGCUACAAAUGGCCAUUUUUAUCCAUCAUUUGUGUCGAUACAGGUGGUCAAUGAAGACAGAGACUAGAGUACUUCGAAGGUUUAUUCUAAUGUUUCCUGGUGGAUGUGAUGUUCAAAUCUCACAAGAUACCAAAGUGGAUAACUCUGUUGGUUACUAGAGUGGCUGUAUUCGAUGCGAGGUUGUUGGUUCGAAUCUCGCUUUGUACAUGUUGAGACAGUAUAUGAUUGCUGCCAUGGACAGAAAAGCUUAUAAAAGGCACUUGGUCAGAGUACAUGUUUCUGUUGCAUAAAUUGAUUAAGCACUUUA
Molecule: messenger RNA, 1636 nt
Organism: Thlaspi arvense
Lineage: Eukaryota; Viridiplantae; Streptophyta; Magnoliopsida; Brassicales; Brassicaceae
Source: the annotation of a GenBank genome assembly